UCAAGUGUUGUUUAUUUUUAACUGUCAAAUUUAAGCAGCAAUGUUACUGAACCUCAGCUGUCUUUCCUAAAUUGCGCUCCUUUGAGAUGGCUGGCCUAAACAGAAGGCUGCGCACCGCCCAGCAAAUCCUCCUGCGGCGAGCUCUAAGCAAAAGCAUUGGCAGAUGCCAUGUUGCCACCGGAUUGGUCCCGAGCAAGGGUGGCAUCGUGGACUCUCCAUCUCUGAUCACAGAACUCCAACCGGUCAAUCCAGUUAGGGAGAGAUCCUCGUCCAGAGCGGUGAGAAAAAUCCACAGGCUUUUGGCAGCCAAUCCCUUGAGGAUUUUGCAAGAGAGGAAGGCGGAAAGAAAACUGCCAGGAUGUGUGCUGCAGAGGAAGGACUCUCGUUCAUGGAGGGAACUGAAACCAAGUGAGCAUAACCCAACCGUUAGUGGUCACAGUCUCAAACUCAAUGGCAGGGACAGCACAAGAUCUCGGCAUAGUUCCUCCACUUAUCCUUCUACCUGGCAGCUAAAUGUUAGUAGGGCCAAAGAGGAACUUCAAGACAAUUCUCAAGGAUCUCUAGAGGAGAUUCUCAAUUGUUCGAUUCUCAAUCGAACGCCCUAUGAUCACAAGCUUAGUAUUCCCCUCAAGUCGAACAAUUCCUGCCAAUGCAAAAUUAAUAAGAAAUCAGAAAGAAGGGGUAGAAAAACAAAAGGAGUUUCUGAGGCUCAGACCCAGACAAUGAGAGAAAUCGGAAGCAAAAUAGGGACUCUUACAGAUGAAAGAAAUUUUCACGGAAAAAGCUGUGAUUUAAGUGUGGAAUUCCAGAGAUUAAGGCAGAGGGUGUACAGCGGCGAGGAUGUCGGUCUAGAUCGAAAGAUAUGUAUAUCGCCAUCGAAAACAAGCGCCAUAUCUAAGGUCUCUUUUAAGUGUGAAAAAACUUGCCCUGGAAAAUCCUUCGAAAACUAUGGCGGUUACAGCCCUUCGGAAACGGAUAUUGAAACCGAAGCUGAACACAACACGAAGUUCGAAAGUCGAUUUGAUUAUCUAAAUAAAAUAGAGAAGAUCAGCAAACCUCCUUCAAAUGCUUGUAUGAAGAGAAGCCUUAAUAUGCCUGGCAAAUCGGAAGUCCAUCAAUAUAUUUCCCAAGAAAACCGAGAAAACGAGCCCAUUAAUCUGGCUGAGUAUGAAGAUCCAAAUUAUGAAAUUCAGAGAAAGAACCUAAAAUGUUUUUGUAAUAGGGCACAUAAAAGAGACAGACUAGACAGAAGUGGAAGAGCUCAGGAUACUAAAUGGAUAGGACAUUGUAGCAACCCCAUAUGUACCUCAAAGGAAUCACUCAAACGUACGAAAGUGCAACAGUAUCUGGGCAGAAGUAUUCCAGAAAACGGACGCCUAAAUCAACCAAACUUUCAAGAUAGUGAUCAAAAAAUUCAAAGAAAACACCUCAAAUGUUUUUGCACGAAAACACUGAAAAAAGAUAACCCAGCUAGAAGUGUAAAUAAAUCAUUUGAUUCUCUGAAAUCACAUCUAAUGAAAACGGAUGCAGUCAGAAGGAGCUAUAGAAGAAAUGAGGAAAAAAUACUUUCACAAGACAGCUUAUUAUCGUCUGAUCAAUUUGUUAAUGAAGGUAGUGAAGAUAAUUUUUGCCAAGGUGAAUUUAGGACUCAAAGUGUUUAUCAAAAUAACAAAAGAACUUCUGAAACAACCCCUACAAAUGUUUAUCAAUCUUACGAAUAUACAACUAAUUCCGAUGAUUCAGAUAAUCUAGGAACAAAACAGAUGGAUCAACGCCGUUACAAUCAAAUCAGGAAACUCCAAACUCCGGAAUUUACGCAAGCUGGAGUCACAAGACGACAUCCUGAUACUAACAAUCGAUGUUUUAGAACUAAGGAAUCAUGUUCAGGAUCUUUGGAAAAUGAAAAUGAAAGGAGAGCAGCUCGUGAAAAAAAUAGUGGUGUUGUUAUUUGCGCAGAGGCCAUUACACAGACUUCUGAUUAUUUGUUGGCAACAUUAAUACCUGGAAGCAUAGACAACGCUCAAGGAACGCAUUUUAAAGAAUCGAAUCAACGGCUAACGAAUUUAGAAAAAUCAAAUAUUGGACAGUCCAAUCAAGAUAACUUCAAGCAAGUUAAAUCAAAUGAAGCAGAUCAAGUACAAAGUAAACCAUUAGAACAAGUACAAUCCGAAUCACAAAUAAUUUAUUCCGACAAAGCGCAAUACCAACUAAUAAGAUCUAGCUCAGUAAAGCUAAAAACGGCUCCAGAAAUUGCUCCAAAAAGUAAAAGGGCAAUCCCUACACGGAAACGAAAGGGUAGUCAAAAAAGAUUUUCCAUUUCUGAAAAAAAUAAAAAACAGAAAUGUGAGAGUUGUGAAUGCAAAUCAGUUGAUAAGGAUCAAAAGGUAACCGGAAAGUUAUCAACUAAUAAGGAUCAAAAGUUAAUUGAAGUUAUAUCUCAUAGUGACAAGUGUGAUGUUUGGGAAAUUUUAAAUGUUUUGCAAAAAACUGUGGCUGGGCUGGAAAAGCAAAUAAAUAUAAAAAAAAAAUUAGCCAAACGUACAAAAUCCAAAAACAAUUUCAAUAAAAGACAUUCCCAACUAAACGAGAUUCAAAAUCGAUAUGUUAAUCAAGCCCCUACCCAAACUGUGCCUGACUGGCAAACAAGUUUAUAUUCGGAACAAAAUCCAACUGAUCUGCCUUUGGCUAUUUUUCAAGACCAACAAAAUGUUGGUAAAAUAGAUCCUGCUAAGGUUGCAAGACCAACAAUUUUGUAUCAAACUACUGCUUAUAGAACAACAGAACCUGUCAAUUCUGGAAACCCUACAAACAUGUAUAAAACUAAUUCUGUUAAACAUUUUUCAAGUUCCUUUAAAAAUGCAAGUCCAGUUAUUUAUCAAAACAACACAAUUCCAAGAGUCAAUGAUUAUUUAAAUAAUUACUCCAAUCCAGUCAAAGAUCAGGUGCCUUAUAAAGAGGAGGGAGUUACAAAAGAAACUGAAUAUGAUUAUCAUACUCAGGAACCCCCUCACAAACCCAUUAAAUACAUAGAUGAUAACCAUGAAAAAAUUACUUACUGUAUAAAUCCUCAAUGCAAUAGGAAUAAUCCUCAAAUGGAAGUCUACCAAAAGAGUGCUUACGCAAGAACACCAAUGACGGAUUCAGCAUACAACCAGGUUUUAAAGCAUACAGCCAAUUCAGGAGGGCAGAAUCAAAAGGAAGUAUGCAAAGGCCCGAAGUAUUGUCCAUAUCGAAGUCAGUACAGACAUGACCAUGGUCCUACAAGCCGAGGGGUAGUUACUUUUCAAGACUGCGAAAAAAUAUGUAAAGAAAGGUCUAGACUAGAAUGUUUUUGUGAUCAAAGGCAGGGAAAACUACUAAAGGGUGGCACGGCUUGGGACUUUUGCGAAAAUCCACAUUGCCCAGAAAAUAACAAAUUUAAAAAUGUUUCAACUAGAAUUGAGAGGAAACAAUUUGGUCAAGAAAUAAGAGGUUCUCCGCGGGACAAUCCAAAUUUUCCACACAAUGAAUUAGUUUCCAAGACACUCACGUAUAAUCAUCAGAAAGAACCAUUACACGAAGAAGAACUUAAUGAAUGUCCUGGUAGAAAAGUUUUUUGCCAAAAUGAAUCCGAAGAAGAUUCCAGUUAUUCAGACAGUCAAGAAUGUUUUGAUAGUCCCGGUUAUAAAAAACGGUCUUAUCCAAGACAAGAGUGCACACCAAACUGCCUCACUAGACCAAUGCAUUUUAAUCAAGAUGAUAAAAGGCAAGAAUAUCCUCUAAGAGAAGAAGACAAAGUCCUAAGAACUAAGAAUAAUCCAAAAUCAUGUAGAGUUACAAAUGAGGACUAUCCUAAUUGCCCUGAAAAAAUAAUAAAGAAUUAUGAAAAACCAAGACAAGAUUACCAAAACGACUAUAAUGACGAUUAUUUUGAAAAUCCAAUAUUUCCCGAAAAAAACACUAGAUAUACAUACGGGGCACGAACUAAUGCCGAUAAUUCUCCAAGACUUCGCUCGAAAGGGCAGCCAAAAGUUGGGGGCAACGAUUCAUGCCCUGAAGAUUGUCCUAAUUUAGGCUCUUUUACCCAUCUAAAUAAUCGAUAUAAACAAUUAGGUUUGGAAAUUUGCGAUAGUUCCAAAUGUCCAGAAAAAUUUAAUAGGCUUUCCAAUAAAGAGAAUUUGUGCAAAGAUCCACUAAGUCAGGAAAAAAGAAUAAGGUAUCGAAGUCAAAAGUAUGAAGAAGCUGAUUACAAAGUUUGUAAGACCGCCAACUGUUCCGAUAAAAGAGGAAUGAUAGAGGAUCGAAACAAAUAUUCAACUUACGAAGAUACUUCAUAUAGAGUCGGACCUGAAAGAAAAUAUAUUAAGCAGUUGUGUGAGAAUCCAAAAUGUCAUGAUAAAAAAGUUUAUAUGGAUAUACGGACAGAGGCCGCUGUGAAAGAAACUCCUUGUACAAGAAAGGAACAUCAAUCGCUCAAAAAAGCAUUCCAAAUGAUGUAUCUUUUGAUCCAGAACAUUUCGAGGAAGAUCCCGACUCUUGUACGGAAGAUUGUUAUAAUCGCAAACGUUCUCAUUAUAUCAACGAUAGAAGUAAUUGUAAAAAACAAGAAGCUAAUGAUUUUGAAGACUUUGUUAAUCCGAAAUGCUCUGGUAGAUUAA
Molecule: messenger RNA, 4637 nt
Organism: Drosophila gunungcola (fruit fly)
Lineage: Eukaryota; Metazoa; Arthropoda; Insecta; Diptera; Drosophilidae
Exons: 3
Coding region: 87-4637 (1516 amino acids)
Source: RefSeq, a predicted model, not a curated record